Molecule: messenger RNA, 1032 nt
Organism: Magallana angulata
Lineage: Eukaryota; Metazoa; Mollusca; Bivalvia; Ostreida; Ostreidae
Product: traB domain-containing protein-like
Exons: 8
Coding region: 50-1009 (319 amino acids)
Source: RefSeq, a predicted model, not a curated record
GUUACUGUUACAGUUAUCAACUAAAAAGUGUCAAAAGUUACAUUUUUAGAUGUUUUUCGGGAAAUCUAAGGCAGCUGACCAGACUGUUCCUCAGUCAAUCAAUCGAGAACCUUUACCAAAGAACUGUGAAGUGUUGACAACAGAGUGGGGGAGUAAGGUCUAUGUAUUGGGAACCAAUGGAUUCUGUAGAAAAUGUCUUCUAAAUGUAUCCAAGAUUAUACAACAACUGCGUCCAAGUGUAGUUUCUUUGCAAUGCAGUUCUUCUAAAUUAGAUGAAAUCAAACUUAAAGAAGAAGACGCCCUGAAGAAACGUGAUAUUUCUCCAUUGGCUCUGAACCUGUGGGUGUUCUGUAUGACAGUUUUUGGGGAUGGACUUGUAGCAACUAUGCUGUAUAAACAGAUGACUCUAAAGUCAAAGCAGACAGGACUAGCCCCUGAUGCAGACUUUAGACAAGCUUAUAAUGAGAGGAAGAAGAUUCCCGACUGCAGACUUCACCUGGCUGAUUUACCACAUGAAGCUGUUGUCUAUAGAACCUGGGGAGUUCCCAGCCUCAGGGAGAAAUUCACAUAUGCCAGGAGAUUGUACCAGAGACAAAAGAAAGAACUGAAAGAUCCUGCAGAAGAGCAUGAACUAGAAUUGGAUAAAGAACGCAGAGAGCAGGCCAUGGAGAGGGAGUUUGACUCCUUACCAGCGUUCAAGAGAGUACUGAUCGGUGAUAGGGAUAGAUAUCUAGCUUACUCCCUGAAGAAAGCAGCAGAACCCACCCCCACAGAUAAAACACCAGUGGUGGUUGGAAUAGUAAGAAAUGAACAUUUGGAUGGAAUCAGAGCCAACUGGAACACUGUAGAUUUGGAUGUUGACAAACUUACAACGGUGGAGAGGAAAUACGUGGUGUACGAAGCCUUGAAGUACGGCGCCGUGAUGAUGCUCUGCACUCACUUAAUAACUCGUAAAAUUCGAAAUAGGAAAGCGUGGGAUUUAUAUUUUAAUGUCAAGAAGAAGCGCUAGUGUGAUUUUAAUAAAAUAGGAAA